AUGACUGUAACCAAGUCUGUAUACGCUACCGCCGCCUUGGCACUCGUUGCACCCGCCAUUGCUGCGCUAGACAAGCCGCUCAUCUCGCCUGCCAUCCCGCCCCUGGAUAGUGGCCUAUUCAAGAACUUGAAGCCAACUCAAUCGACUCACGACCAAUGGGAAUGGGGCUGGAUCCCCGAUCGUUGCCGCGAUGUCGCCAACGCUCACAACCUGAGCCCGUAUGACAUUGAAGUCUUCAACGUGCACUAUACUGACUGCAGCGACUCCUGGAUCAUGUGCCGCCACCACAAGGCAGAGGUUAGCCAGGACCAGAUGAUUGACGUCUUUGGUCGUCUUCCCGUUCGCAUGCGCAGCUGGGUGCGAACCACCAUUGCUUUGCCCGGUGCUCGCAGCGCCUAUACAUUCUCUGAUCUCGGCGACAACAUUUACUUUGGCGACAUCCAAAACUAUCCCACGCUCUGGGCCCACGAAAUUGGCCACACCAUGGACAACAACGCCGUGGCCAAGGGUUCCGACUUUUCCAAAUCCCAAAAGUGGCUCGACAACUACAACAUGGACACUGCCAUCUCUGACAGCUACGCCCAGACUAACCAGGCCGAGAACUUUGCCCAGGAAACCGUCAUUGCUCUCUUUGACAAGGUCGUCCCUGGUGGUAUUGGUACUGUCGAGCCCAACUGGAAGGCCAUCUUCCAUCAAUAUGCUACCGUCCAGGCCGCUCUCGGCGACAGCAUCAUUCCUGGUGGUACUUGCCGCAACCGUUUUGCCAAUGCUGGCAUCGUUUGCAUGGGCCCUGCUGCUCCUUGUGGAAAGAAGCGCGGUGUCACGGUGCCUCCCUUUAACGUUACCCUUAGCGCUAAUGUCAAGGAGAUUCCUGUCAGGGUUGGAUCAGACAGAAAGGUUUGCUCUUUAGGUCAGAUGCACUAA
Molecule: messenger RNA, 924 nt
Organism: [Torrubiella] hemipterigena
Lineage: Eukaryota; Fungi; Ascomycota; Sordariomycetes; Hypocreales; Clavicipitaceae
Source: the annotation of a GenBank genome assembly